Chlamydomonas reinhardtii is the source of this 1955-nucleotide messenger RNA. RefSeq lists its product as uncharacterized. The transcript is spliced from 10 exons. Lineage: Eukaryota; Viridiplantae; Chlorophyta; Chlorophyceae; Chlamydomonadales; Chlamydomonadaceae. The record is from RefSeq and is a predicted model, not a curated record. The coding region runs from base 327 to 1496 and encodes 389 amino acids.
AUUAACUACUUACAUUUGUGUGAACAUCACCCAAGUCGUUGGUCUGCUUGGCAGCCGCUCUGCUUUUGGCACAACAUCCUGCACCACUCAGUUUGCACUAGCAGCCUCUGCUCGUCGAGCCGUCUAUCCCGUUUCUUGCCUUGACUGCUAUUACUUACGAUAUGGUGACGCUAUCCCGCAGCGCGGCGCGCGCACCCGCCGCCGCGCUUUCGGGACGUGUUGGCCCGAGACUGGUACCCUCCCACCUGAGCGCUGGUGCGCCUCGCCCGGCAAUUGCCGACGCUGUUGCGUCCACCUCUGGAGACACUGCGUCCACCUCCAGCGCAAUGCCUGCAUGGGGCUCUGCAAGGAGCUGGCGGCAGCACGGGGCAGGCACCGGCUCGGCGUGGCGGCGGGGUCGGCUCGCAACCGUGGCGCUAGCGACGGGCUCAGCGGCCGCGGAGCCAGCGGCGUCCACGCCAAAGAACCUCAUGGAGGGAGAUAUCGUGUCGCCCAAGCGCGAGGCCAAGCUGACGCUGGAGCAGUACAAGGAGAUCUACGACCGCCUCAUCGACAUCUUCCAGACCCGCCCGCGCGACGACUGGAAGAAGCUGAUCGUGUUCUCCAAGCAGUGGGACGAGCACGCCACCGGGGUGUUCGACAGGAUCAAGGAGAAGGCGGAGGCGGAGGCGGACCUGGACAAGAAGAUGGCGCUGAGGAAGCUGUUCAGGGCGCUGCAGAACGUGAACGAGGAGCUCAAGCGCUACAACUCGCUGCUGCUCAAGCUGGGCGAGGCGGCGGACGACGAGUGGGAGGCGGUGGUGGCGGCCUACCGCGGCGACCUGCAGAAGCCCUUCUUCGAGCACAUGCAGUGCCUCAUCGCGGCGGCCAAGGACGACGCCUCCAAGCGCGACACGCUGGUGCUGCUCAACACGCGGCUGGUGGCGCUCAUCGCCAACCACGACGCCGUGGCGGCGGAGCCCGAGAAGCUGGCGGCGGCGGCGGAGCUGUACCGGGACCUGCUCAGCUCGGUGAGCAGCAUGGAGGACCUGGACAAGCGCAUGGCGGAGCUGUCCUCCAGCGGCCGCAUAGACCCCGCCUUCCUGCAGAUCAGCGCCAAGGCCUACGGCGCGGCGCGCGACACCAACAUGAGCAAGGACGAGGCCAAGUGGGUGGCGUACAAGCUGUACCGCCACGCUCGCGACCACUUUGACCGGCAGCAGCCCGCGGAGAAGCGCAUCAUCGAGUACCUGCUCACGGUGACGGACCCCACCGAGCGCCGCAACCUGUUGGACAAGGCCAUCACGCCCGGGCCCAUCCGCAUGACAGAGACACACGACUACCUGUACAGCACGCCGCAGCGGCUGUUCCUGGUGCUGGACAACACACUGCGCGCCUACCACCUCAUGCGCGACGGAGCCGCCAAGAACCUCAACACGCCCGAGGCGGCCGUGCUGCCGCGCAAGGUCCGUGUCAUGAUGGAGCUGCGCGACGACAUCAUCCGCCGCUACCUGUAGGCGGCCGGGUGGCUGGCUGGCUGGCUGGCUGGCUGGUUGGCUGGGUGUGGGACUUUGUGACAGCUGUGCACUGCAAGGCCUGGGCUUGAAUUGAGGGUACCGGGGUUGAUGGGUGCGGUGUUUGGAGCGGCCGCUGGGGCCGAGUGGCCGACCAAGCGACUGAGGGUUUCACUUGACGUGCUGGCUGCCUGCCUGGGGGCGCACUUAGUAUUGCGUGUAUGCACGUGUAGGCUGCGUGUAGGCGAGCACAGGCGGCGUAAGCCAGGCUUUAAGGUGGCAGGCCGCCCAGACCGCCGUCAGGAAUGGGAGGGAGAGGGUAGGUCGGCGGGAGGUGUUAGCAAUUCCCUCCUGUACCGGUAGUCAGUCAGUCAUUCAGUCCGGCUCGGCCACGGGUGCGCGGGAUGACAAGCUGGGAUGGUUAACGACGGCCUGUGCACCUUUGUAUAAUACCGCGCUUUA